Daldinia vernicosa is the source of this 2453-nucleotide messenger RNA. RefSeq lists its product as uncharacterized. The transcript has 2 exons. Bases 531 to 1856 code for a protein of 441 amino acids. The record is from RefSeq and is a predicted model, not a curated record. Lineage: Eukaryota; Fungi; Ascomycota; Sordariomycetes; Xylariales; Hypoxylaceae.
CUUUCACAUCCUACCACCCAUAUCCCUAAUUUGAUCAAAAUUCCCACUCCCAACUUCGUUCCCACGCAUCAAGCCACCAACACCAUUUGAUCUCUACGCUCCUUGUCGUUAGACUUAGUCAACUUGGCUUGUUACCACGUCUAGCACCACUGUAACUCAUUGCUACUAAUCAUUAUAUCAACAUUUUACUACUUUAAUCUGGUUUCGCGAGCAACCGCAAGUCGAGGACGGAGGUAGCAAGCAAAAAAGCAAGCCCAACGCGAUCGCCCCUUGUUUAACUAUCGUCCACUCAUCCAUCCUUGGCCUUGCCUACUGCCCCUUCGCACUAAAAAUCGUUCUCCAAAUUUGCACUUAAGUCAAGCAGUGUUCAAUUGAACCAACGCGUCAAGAUUUAGAGAAUAUUACCGUUCCAUGAGUCGAAGAAUAUUGCGAUAAUUGAAACCCCGAAAUCUAGCCCGCGCCCAUCGUGCGGACCUCUAAUUACCCAACUGAGCUUAAAGGACGCUGCCUUAAAGCAAACAAAAACAACAAUGGCGUCUUUCUCAGUCUCAACACCCUCCCCGCCAGGUCGAGUGCAUACUCCAGGCACACCAAAAUUUGGUUACAACGAUUCUUGGGAGCCUUUCUCUCCCCGAAAAUCUGCCCGCAUUUCAGCUCAGCGCUCAACUCAACGCACGCCCUCUCCCCGCGCUCCGCAACACCGCACUCGCGCAUCUACAAGGAUUUCCUCGUCGGAUAUUUUUGCUACUCCUGCCACUUCUUCUCCGAAAAAGCGUCAGCCGGCCAUGGACUCCGUACGACGCGCCUCUGGCGCUUUAACUUACGAAGGCACCUCCAACGCUGCCGAUUCACUCGGAACUUCUUCGUCCCAGCACAAAUCCAAGGCCAGCACCGCCGCUUCUCGAGCCGCAACUAUGUUCCCCACUCCGGCCAAAACACCCAAGAAGCAGCCCGACGAGAAGGCCAAGGCUAAUGUUCGUGCGAUCGCACGCAGUCUAUUCUCAGAGACCGAUGCAAUUGCAACUCCUAAGAAAAGAAAGGCUAAGAAGUACACCGGCCUGACACUGGAUAGCUUCACUGCUGAAGACGUCGAGCAACCUAUCGAGAUCUUCACCGACACGCGCGACCGCAUCCCCGAGGCAGAUGAUACUGCUGCUAAUCCUUUCUACGAAAAGCACCCCGCAUCGUCUACUGCGGAACCCAAGUCUCCUAAGAAGCGAGGCCAAGGCAAACAGAUUUCUGUCCCUGGUGAAGGCAAACAGCCUCUCGACAAAGUUUUGCAACGAGAGGAUGGAAUCAUCUAUGUUUUCCGAGGAAAGAAAAUCUUCCGCAAGUUUUCGUCUAAUGAGGAUGUAGAUUCGGAUGAAUCUGGUAGCGAGAGCGAGGAGGUAGAGCUAAGCCGAGCUCAGAGUCAUGAGCGACUACGUCCGUUGACCCGCUCAUCUAUCAAACCGCGUCUCCUCUUCCCUACUAAGGGCAAGAAUGUUGCCAAGCCGACUACAGAUGAUGAGGAAGCUGCUACGGAUAUCGAAGAUCACGUGUUCAAGGAUGUGGAAAAGGAUGUGGAAGAGGAGGAUGAAAUCGAGGCUCCUACGACCCCUACCGCUAAGGUUACUGAGAAGCCAGGUACACCUACUGCACCUAGAUUCGCACCUGCUUCCCCUCCCAGCACAGUUCGAACUCGACGCACUGCUUUACACGCAAAGGCCGUCGAAUCACCCAUGAAGGUCACCAAGUCGCGCAGCCCCUUCGAUGGCUGGCGUCGCUCUAAGAGUCGUGCUGCUGCACAUGGUCAGAAGCGAGAGGGCGAGGAUUUGGCCAGACCAAACGAGUCGUCUAAGCGCCAGCGUGCCUAGUCGGCGGCUUUGAGCGAUACUAUGACUCGUCUGCAGCAGCUGGGAAGUCUUAAUGGAAAAAAGCUGCGAAAAUCGUCAGCCUAAGUUUCUUCAUGAUCUCCUUUCCCCUUUGUGGUUUUGGAUGGGAGGAAUUCGGUACAUUUCAGUACAUUUCGGCACAGUAAGGGUCCGAAACGGAAAGCUUGGUUUUACCAAGAGGUGUUGGGCGUCGUUCCCCGUAUGUCAAAGGUGACUUGAUCAAGAAAAGCCACAGAAAGGGUUGCUAUUGCUAUGUAGAUGUGUUGUUGGACUAAGAAUCCAGCCAUGUUAAUUGUUGCAGGUGGUGGGCUCAGAUAAUUAGCUUUGCCUUCAGAAUGAAUUGAGUGUUUUUUUAGUAAGGUUGAGGAUUAUUAUCGCGUUGGACAGGAGAGGUUUAUUAUUGUGAUUGGCGGGUUGAGCUUCUGAGCUUUUUUGUACCUAUUCUUAUAGAUUCACAUCGCCGACAACUACAUCGCCGACAGCUGCGGACGAGGUUAUUUGCUUUACUUAUACCUUGCAUCCUUUAGCAGUCUAGCUACGUAUUGCUAUCAGAUAAUCAAUUUACACACGUCGCCGAUA